Helobdella robusta is the source of this 2580-nucleotide messenger RNA. RefSeq lists its product as hypothetical. The transcript has 4 exons. The record is from RefSeq and is a predicted model, not a curated record. Bases 1 to 2580 code for a protein of 859 amino acids. Lineage: Eukaryota; Metazoa; Annelida; Clitellata; Rhynchobdellida; Glossiphoniidae.
AUGGAAUUAUCUGUGUCAGGUUUGCUAUGCGAACCAGUUUCUCCUCCAACUAAUGACCAAUGCAACGAAGAAAGUGAUGGGAAAAUUUUAAAUGAAAAUUUAAUGUCAGACGACAUCUAUAAUAAUAAUAAUCAUAAUAACAAUCAUAAUCAUAAUUUUGAUAAUAAUUAUAAUUUAGAAAAAUCAGAAACAUGUCAAAGGCAAUUCAAGCCUAGCCCACCUCAUUCAAACUCAACUGGUGAACCACAUAGUAGCAAUAUUUUUGAUAAAAAAUACUAUAGUAAUAUCAUCAAUGAAGACAGUAUUAAUACUACUACUACUACUACAAAUGUUAUUUUUAAUGAUGAAAAGUUUAAUUCAGAAUCUAGUAAAAAUCUCUCUCUAGAAAAUCUCAACAAAUAUUUUUGUGCUAGUAGAUCUGCCACUAAUAAAAGGAAGUUUGAUGAUGAAAGUUGUAACUUUGAUAGCAAUCAGAAACUCUGCAAUAAUAAUAAUAAUAAUAAUAAUAAUAAUAAUAAUAAUAGUUUAAAUGAAAAUAGUAAUAAUAACUUAAAUAAUAAUGAUGAUCAAAGAAACAUCUCAAACAGAAAUAAAUAUUAUGAAGAUUUAAAAGGUCUUUUCAAUAAAUUUAAAGAGCAUGUAAAAAAGUAUGAUGUUAAAAAAAAAGAUUUGUUAUCUAAUUCUAUUUUUGAAAAAAGCAAAUCCCUAAGUCCCGAGGACCUUCUAAACGGUGGCAGUAGAAACAACGAAAUGCAGUCAGAUUUGAACGAUGUUCUUCAUUCACCCACUGAUUAUGAAAGGUCUAAAUAUAAAAUUGUUUGCAAAAAAAGAAAAUUAAACGAGGAUGAUGGUAUUAAUAAUCGGCCGAAGAACCCAGCAAGUUAUUUUAGCCAGAGUGUUAGCUGUAAUGAUGUUCAUCAUAGAUCUCAGUCAUUCAACGAAUGCAUAGAAUCGAUAAUUAUGGAACACCAAAAUAAAAAAUUAAAAAGAGCUAACGUACAUGAUGAUGCGACAAUUGAUUUAGACCAUAUACCAUUCAUUGAUAGUCCUUUCAAUGCUACUACUAACACAAACAACUCCGUUAAUGAUAAUGAUAAUAAUGAUAAUAAUGAUGAUAAUAAUGAUUAUGAUCCUUUCAGCUGUGAAAAUAUUGAAGAUGAUAAUUGUUUGAGUGAUGUUAAACUCUGCAGUGACCAUGAUGGAGAUAAUAACAAUAAUAACGUGAUUGAUGAUAAUGAUUAUGGUGGUGAUGAUAAGAAUGAUGACGAUGAUAAGAAUGAUGAUGACGAUGAUAAGAAUGAUGAUGAUGAUAAGAAUGAUGAUGAUGAUAAGAAUGAUGAUGUGAUUAACUACGCAUAUGUUAAUGUCACCGCUAAUGACAAUGAUGAUAACGAUGAGGAUGGUGUUGGAGAUAAUGAUGAUGAUGGUGGUGGUGGUGAUGAUGAUGGUGUUGGUGAUGGCGAUAAUGAUAAUGAUGACUCUGAGGUGUACGAUCCCGAGAGGUGUGAUUACUACGAUAGAGAUGCUGAUGAUGAAAAUGCCGACAACAACAAUAAUAAUAAUAGCAAGGGAGAACAGGAAGAUGAGGAAGAGGAAGUGUAUUCGCCAUCAUCUCAACCACCCUCGCCCCUGGGUUCGCCAAUUUUUACCCCCAAAUCACCACUUCCCAAUCCAAAUAUUGAUGAUGAUAUCGUUGAUGAUGAUGGUGGUGGCGGGGGUAGGGGUGCUAAUAAUGCAGUUAACGGUAAUAAUAACAAUAAUCUGUCGUCAAAUACAUCUAGCAUGAAUGACAUAACAAAACUACUGCUACAAAACCUCUCAACCAAUCAGGGCGUGGAUAUUUUUAGACAGCUGAUUGACAAGAACCAAUCACUGCAGCUUCCUUCUCCAUCUCUUAACAUUCUCAACCAGCCAAUCAGCUUGCUCUCAUCGUUGACGAGUUUAACUUGCCCCGCCAAUCCAAUUCUUCAGCCAUUGAAUCUUUUCAAUCUGACCUCAUUAAUGAACCAAUCACAUUCCUUGUUAAAUGUGUCAGCCAGUGGAGAUGGGUGUAGAUCGCGUCUGGAAAUUCCAAAAGUUAUAAAUAAAAAAUUGUCUUCGUCGUCGCCAUUUGACGUGAAUGCGAUGUCACCAACGAGCAAUGACUCUCUCUCAUUUUCACCACCAUCUUUCAAUCAUCAUGGCAACAACUCAGCUUCUUGUAAGAUUUCAUUUCCGCCGAAGAUCAUAGACAACCUGCAUGCUGACAAAGAUAGUGGUAAGAGCAAACCCGAUGAAAGAAUAAACGCCUCCAAUAGAAAAGAGUUACAGGCUGAGAUAGUUUCCUACAUAAAAAAUCUCUUGAGACCAGCCUACAUGAAGGGUAAAAUAAGCAAGAGUGAAUACAAAGACAUAUUGAGGAAGGCUGUCCCAAAGAUAUGCCACACAAACAAGCUGAGCUACAACAAGAACAAGAUUGAGACAUACAUCGAGGCAUACAUCAAGAAGAGAAAUCCUAAUUCAUUCCGAACGUUGGUCGGUUCGGAGAGAGAAAAAGUUUAUUUAAUCGUCGAAAGAGUUGAAAAUGAAACGAUUUGGUAG